Molecule: messenger RNA, 2278 nt
Organism: Mya arenaria
Lineage: Eukaryota; Metazoa; Mollusca; Bivalvia; Myida; Myidae
Product: E3 ubiquitin-protein ligase MYLIP-like
Exons: 6
Coding region: 141-1394 (417 amino acids)
Biological process (GO): ubiquitin-dependent protein catabolic process
Cellular component (GO): cytoskeleton
Molecular function (GO): ubiquitin-protein transferase activity
Source: RefSeq, a predicted model, not a curated record
UAGUAUUUGAAUGAUGGAGGUCGGAGACAUCUUCAGAUCGUUCGUGACAGUAUUGAGGAGCGGACAUAUGGUGGACUUAGAAAUCAUAAAAGUUUCUUACGUGCGUGGAAUAGUUUAAGACGUAAAUAAAAAAAAAAGAGAUGAAAAUAGGAUAUCAAGAAAAACGGGUCUCGUGUUUGGUGACGAUUCCUGGCGUUACGACGUUAGCGGUCAACAUCGACCCCUUGAAGUCUGGUCUGGCGUGCAGGGACAAGGUGACGGAAUCCUUGUGGCUGCCAGAGAUCCUGUAUUUCGGACUCCGUUACAGAACCAGUUCCGGUCAGUAUUGCUGGCUGAAUCUGCGGAACAAGUUUGCCGGACAGGUUCCCUGCUCCCAGGACGGCAGCUACCGACUGGAACUCCGGGUGAAGUACUGGAUUCGCCCCGAAAACCUGCUUGUACCUUUAACAAGGGGGCUUUUCUUCUUACAAAUAAAAGACGAACUGCGUACCGGAAAACUUCGAUGUGACACACUGGAACAAAGAAAGCGUCUUGUAGCAAUUGUGGCGCGCGCGGAUUUCAAACAGGCAGACAAAUGCACAUUCGUGAAAAUAUGGGAGGAUCUGAUUAGAAAACCAAUGCUUAAUGACAAAAUAAAGGAAGACAUAGAAAUGUUCUACCGAUAUCUAGAAGCGGAGGAAGUCAGUUGCGAAGCCGCCAUUCAACGAGCGUUAACGCUGGUCUCGGAGCUGCGAGAUUACGGCGUCGAGUUGCACGUUGCCAGUGACAGCAACGUCAGAAAGGUCGGAGUCGGUCCGAUGGGGGUGACGUUACAUUGCUCCGGGGCAGCAAGAUUACGUAGUUUCAGCUACGAGGCUUUGAAAAGAAUUGAGACUGACGAAGGCAAAACUACCAUCACUUUCCUAAAUGACGACGGCACUUCAACAGCCGUACCUGUUCAGAUGACGUCAGUUACGACAGCGGACAGACUUUAUCGAGCAGUGACGGAGAUGAGGUCGUUUUUCAACGGCCGAGAAAUAUCGGCCGACGUGCUGAACCUGUGUUCGCGGUCUUUGGUAGGAACCGUGUUCUCUGUCUUCAAACAGGACUCUACCCUCGGCCAGCAAUACGUUUGUGACGUCACAUAUUCGAUGCUCGAGGCUUAUGACGAGACACGACGUCAUCUGUAUAAGCACGGUGUUCUGGACUUAAUGGCUACCUCCGCGACUGCUGCUACUACUUCUGAACAGGACAACGAAGAUGCAAAUUUUUGCGAUAUAUGUUAUGAGCGACUGCCGUCUGCGUCUUUGAAGCCGUGUGGUCACGUGAUCUGCUUCGAAUGUGGCAACAAGAUGUCCGUGUGUCCCUGGUGCCGGGCUACCGUGGAUAGCGUCAUACCAAAAAAACUCGGAUGACGCUACACUCCGAACGGCGGCCGAAGUCACUCUCCAUGUGCUCUUAUGACGUCACUUUCCAUGAAUGUAGAUGACAUUAGACGCCAUCAUAUUUAUACUCCAAACGAGUAGGGAACUGAACAUUGUUGCUCGUUCCAUGGGUCAUACCCGAGGGUGAGUGGGUAGAUAGGCUCAACAUACCCAUUAAACGUGAUUGAGAGUAUACAUAGUUUCGGAAUCACAACUGAAUAGAAGAGUUGUUGACAUGACUAGCCUUGUGUUCCUAUUCGCAUUGUUUCAAUUUAUGGUGCUAAGCCACUUUGUGCUUCGAAGCCAGAUGUGUUUAUGAAUACGUCAACCAUUGUCUUUCAUAUUGUUUCAUUGAUUGCUUAGAUGUGUUUUCGGUUUUACAACUUUACAAAAUGUUCGCAUAACUUUUAAAGACAUACUGAACGUGCUGAUUGUGUUAACGUACAUUGAAUAUUAGUGCACUCUACAGCAGAGAUAAGUUAUUAUAACAGCAUUGCGCUUUAUCUCAGAAUGACAUGCAAUGUCAAGUUCUUGUUUAGCUUUUUAAGUACAUAAUGUUGCUGUAUUAUGUGUAAAUAUUUACAUUAGCAAAGUCAUUCGUAUAGAUUAAACUUCAAGUUCAUAUUUAAGGAAUGAAUUGCGGGGUUGAUGUCAUUAUCGACAUCAAUCCCGCAAUUCAUUACUUAUAUUUACACCAAAAGUACAUUAUUUCAUGUUGUCGGUUUCAUUUCUUUAAGAAUAAAUACUCUAUUUCAGAUUAAACAGGGAAAUCAAAGUGCAUUUUUUCACAUGUCAACCUUAAACCUCAUGCAGCUUUUAUCCAAAUUGUGCAAUUCUUAUCAUUAAAGCAGUGCAAUAAAAUUGAUAUACAACAA